CGUGCAAGAAUAUCAAUAUAUACUGUACAUUAAAAGAAAAUUGCUAGAAAACCAAUUUUUAACUUUAAAUUUUUCUAUUUCGUACUAAAUUUUCACCACAAAAUAUAAGAGAAAUUCAAUUAUUUUGUAUUUAAAUUGAUGUAUUUUUUGGGGGAGGAUCAGUUUGUCGAUUACCUCUACGAAGAAGAUACCACAUUCAAAAAUACUGUAUAUGAGGAUCAUUGUUAUUGCUAGAAGUGCAUUUUUUCCACAUAAUAAACUAUAAUAUCAGUUAAUAGGAACAGGACAUAUAAACACAAACAGCUGUUAUUCAAAAACGUUUCCAAUGAACGAUUCCAACGACCUCUAGCGGUGUUCUAUUACUGAAUUUACGAAAUAAUUUCUAAAUUUAGUUAAGACGAUUUAAUAGCUUAUAUGGACGAUAAACAUGGAUUAAAUAUUUCUGUCCAAUCAGAUAAAAUUAGCCGUAUUCGUUGGACGACUACCGAGAGUCGAAGUAAACGGAAUGUAUGUAUCUUUAUUAAUGGCCAUGAAAUGCACCGUAAUGCCCUCUAGAGGAGCACUUUUACGUGUUCAAGAUUGAACAUUUUUUUUGAUAUUUAUUAUUAAAUAAAAUAUCUGAAAUCAUGGUUUAAGACGUUAUAAUGUUUGUAAUCAGAAAUGCAAAAUUUAAGAAUAUAAAGUAACGCUUUUAUGUAAAAUACAGUAAUAGAAAAAUGUGUUAGUUGCAAUUGUGAAUCCUUGUGGACCCCAUUUUAGCAACAAAAGAACUGUUACCAUAGCCUCAGUUAAAGUGACUCAACAGUCUAAGUAGGACAAACUAUUCAAACCGUUUUAUUAUUUAAUAUAGUCUACUACCCUGAAAAUUGACGUUAUCAGAAAUAUGCCUAAGAGUACUAAAUAUAAACAAGAAAUACAAGUAAAAUGGGAUACAAAAAAAAGAAAAAGUGAUGUAUCAAAUAAUUUAGAACAAAAUAUAAGUUCUUCAAAAAGAACAUCAAAUCGAAUGAUUAAACGUAAAUCACUAGACUAUGACAACAAACCCCAAGUUCAGACAAAAAUUCAUCGUCGAUGUGAAAAAUCAGGUUGUGCAGCUACAAUUCCCAUUUGUUUUGCAUCUGCAACUGACAGGUGUGCAGGAAAUGGAUAUACCUCUCGUUGGUAUCAUAUGUCUUGUGGAGAGCAUUACUGUAAUGAAUGUUUUGACUACUUUUAUCGAAGUCAUAAAGAUGGAUAUAAUAGUUACAUAACUUGGAAAAAUCUAUGGUCUGUAAAUGGUAAAACAGAAUCAACACUGAAAGCUUUUAUGGCAGACCAAAUGUUACCAUAUUGGGUAAAGUGUGUUCUACCAGAUUGUCAGAAAUGGCGACAGUUGUCUAAAGACAUUGAAUUGACUUCAGAUUUAAUACAAAAAUUUUGCUGUAGAAUGGUAAAUCACAAUGAUAAGAAAGAUUUUGAAGCAUGUUCUGUUCCAGAAGAUACAAGAGCUGCUGAUUCAAUUCAGCCAAUAUGGAUUGCUUACUUGACACAUCCACCUUUGUUAAAAAAUUCUCCUUCGGCACAAUAUCUUCAGAAAUAUUAUUAUGAUGGUGUAGGGAUGAGCCCAACUAGUAUUGGCUUUUUAAAAGAACAAAUUUCAGACAGUUCAACUGAAAACCAGAACACAGAUAAUCAAGUUUUGAAUAAUGUAAUUGCUUUAUGGAAUCUCAAUCCACAGGAAUGGUUAACAAUGAAAAAAGUUACAGAGCACCUUAUAUGUCGAGGAUUAGCACGAAUUCGCUGUUUAUAUGAAGCAGAAAGAAUAUUGAAAUACUUUACUAGAAGAGGAAUUGUAAAUUUUGGAAUAGUCAUUCCACCUGUAGAUUAUAAAUAUUUCUCAAUUCCACCUGAGGAAAAUGUCAUAGUAAUUGGAGCUGGAAUUUCAGGAAUAGGAGCAGCUCGGCAUAUUUGUAAUCUAGGAAUUCAGGUUCAAGUUUUGGAAGGAAGAGAUAGAAUUGGUGGAAGAAUAUGGGAUGAUAAAUCACUUGGUGUAAUUGUAGGAAAAGGAGCACACAUAGUGACAGGUGUUAUUAAUAAUCCUUUAACUGUAAUUGCUGAGCAGGUUGGUGUCAAGAUGAGAUUUAUUAAUCAUGAAAAAUGUGAUUUAUAUGAUGACAAUGGCGCUCCUACAUCUGUUGCUAUUGAUCAAAGAGUUGAAUUUCACUUUAAUGCUAUGUUAGAUGCAGUUGCACAAUGGCGAAAAGGACAGAUACAUGAUAUAAAUUUAUAUGAUAAACUAUUAGAAAUGCACAACACUUUUCUUGAAGAAACUGCUUUAAAAUUUACUGAUAAAGAAGAAAAUUUAUUGCAAUUUCAUAUUAGCAAUUUAGAAUAUGCAUGUGGAAGUAAUCUUCAUUUUGUAUCUGCUCUUCAUUGGGAUCAUAAUGAUGUUUAUCCUCAGUUUGCUGGAGAUCACACUAUUCUUCAGUGUGGCUACAUGACAUUAUUAGAAAGAUUAAUUAAUGGGUUAAAUAUAUCUUUCAAGAAAACAAUUAAAAAAAUUGAUUAUUCUGAAGAUAAUGUUAAAAUUACCACUGAAGAAGGAGAGAAAUUCACUGCUUCUAAAGUUUUAGUUACUAUUCCUUUAGCAGUAUUGCAAAAAGAACAAAUUGAAUUUGUUCCACCUCUUCCACAAAAAAAGACUUGGGCCUUAAGGAAUUUAGGUGCUGGAUUAAUUGAAAAGAUUGUUCUUCAAUUUCCAGUGAGAUUUUGGGAUAAAAAAAUUCAAGAUGCCGAUUUUUUUGGUCAUAUCCCAACAUCUGCUGAAAAACGUGGUCUUUUUUCAGUAUUUUAUGAUCUUUCCCCUCAAAAUAAAACUCUGGAUGGAAACUGUCAUGUUUUAAUGUCAUAUGUUAGUGGUGAUAUGGUGUCAUAUAUAUCAGAUAAAAGUGACUCUGAAAUUAUGGAAAUGUGUAUGGAAAUAUUAAGAUCAGUAUUUAAUGAGGAAAAUGUCCCUGAUCCAACAGCGUGGUUUGUGACAAAUUGGAGAAAUGAUCCAUAUUCACAUAUGGCUUAUAGUUAUAUAUGCACUGGUGGAAGUGGAGAUGCUUAUGACUUCUUAGCUGAAGAGUUAGAUGAAAAAUUAUAUUUUGCUGGUAAAAAUCAGAAAGCACUAAGUCUGGACAAUGUACAGGAAGUUAUGAUAAUGCAACUUCCCGUACUGCAUGUCAGACAUUUCUCAGAUGAUGAUGAAGUUAAAGAUGCGGUCAUGGACUUUUUCAACCCAUUAAUAAGUGGAGAAUUUUUUCAGAAAGGAAAUUUUGCUCUUGUCUCCUUCUGGGGAAAAGUGUUUAGAAAAGAAUGGUAA
Molecule: messenger RNA, 3346 nt
Organism: Centruroides sculpturatus (bark scorpion)
Lineage: Eukaryota; Metazoa; Arthropoda; Arachnida; Scorpiones; Buthidae
Product: lysine-specific histone demethylase 1B-like
Exons: 20
Coding region: 884-3346 (820 amino acids)
Molecular function (GO): oxidoreductase activity; zinc ion binding
Source: RefSeq, a predicted model, not a curated record